UGGCCUCCAAAGAUGGCGCCACGCACUGUGUUUCUUUCGCGGCCGGAAAUUGUUUUGAGUUGAUAUCAGCGGUGGCGGCGGGGGGAGUCCAUCAAUAGGGAAGCUGUCAAGGAUACACAAUUCCAAAAGUUAUAUCAUGAACAAAGCAUUGUAGUGAAAGUUUUAGCGCCGAGCCAAGCCUCUGACCGCGAUCCUCGAUCUGCAAUUCCCUCUUAUGCUGCCCCGAACCUGGCGGCGCGGCUUGGCCGCGUUGGUCGGCCGCCUCUGCUGUUGAGGCAUGCCUCGCUCGCAGCCCGUCAAGUCCGCAUGCAGCGGCGCCGUGGCUUCUGCUUCGUCGGGCCGUGCGCGAAGCAGCUCGGAGGACGGCGCGUACAGCUCGACGAGCGAGGCCGAGCUCGACUCGGACCACGAGCUCGACCUGGACGCCGAGGUGGACCCGCAGAAGCUGCUCGGGGCCUGGCUCGGUGAACUGGACGCCAUCAACCUGCAGCAGUUGGGUCUAGAUAGCCUGAGCAGUGCCAAUGUUCGAACUGGCCAUGGCAUGACGACGGACCCAGCUUUAGUGUCCACACCAAGGCUGGAUGGCUACCGCUUUUCCAUGGUCAACUUGGAAGAAAGCCAAGAUGUGGAGCUGGAUGCGAUCCUGGGUGAGCUGUGUGCUCUGGAGACGCAAUUUGAGCGCGAGAUCAGCCAAAAGGGCCACCUGCUCGGCCGCCACGCCAGCACGAGCCCAGUGCCACUCGUCGUGCCCUCAGUCACGGCAGCAUCCGCCGUGAUUGGCCAAGUGUCGCCUUUCAGCUCAGGCACCUCCAGCCAGCGUUCCUCUGGCCACAGCCGGUCCAGCUCUUCAAGUGGGGGUCGAACCAAGCUGGACUUCGGGCCUUUUCAGGAUGGAAUUGUGUCCACAAAUGGAGCCAUUAGGACAGACAGCCCUGACAAUGACUCGGCUUUCUCGGACAAUGUCUCGAUGCUCUCCUCCGAGUCCUCAGCCUCGUCUGGUGGCGGAAACAAUGUCCUGCGAUCUAGUGCCGACAGCGUUCGCUUGCCCAAGGCCAACGCUGGCCUGGUGUCAUCACCCUGUCAGCUCUUAGAGGCCAUCAAUGCCCAGCUGAGGUCUGUUCAGGCAGGCAUUGAGCUGGAGACCCCACCCCCAGCAGAGCAAGCUGCACGUCUCAAGGCUGAAAAGAUUAAGAUAGCUUUGGAGAAAAUGAAGGAAGCCAGCGUGCAGAAGCUGUUCAUCAAGGCGUUCAGUGCGGACAACAGCGCAAAGAGCCUGCUGGUGGAUGAGCGCAUGAGCAUCGUUCAUGUGACCCGCCUGCUGGCUGACAAGAACCACGUCCCCAUGGAUCCCAAGUGGGCCAUCCUCGAGAGCAUCCCGCAGCUCUACAUGGAACGUGUCUAUGAAGACCACGAGAACCUGGUGGAGAACCUUCUGCUAUGGACUCGCGACUCAUCUAACCGAAUUCUAUUUGUUGAGAGGGAAGAGAAGUACGACCUGUUUGUGAAGCCAGAGAGCUACCUGCUUGGUGGAAGUUCUUCGGAGCAUGGAGCUGAGCUGGAUGAUGAUGCCAAGUUGGCAUUGAUUGACGAAUUCUUCGGCGGUUCUUCAAGUGUCGGAGUGCCAGAGGUCGAGGGACUUCUCUACCUCAAGAGUGACGGCAAGAAAGCCUGGAAGAAGCACUUCUGCCUCCUCCGGGCCUCGGGGCUGUACUAUUGCCCGAAGGGCAAAUCCAAGUUGCCAAAAGACUUGGUUUGUCUCACUACCUUUGAGAUGAACAACAUUUAUGUUGGUUUUGGAUGGAAGAAGAAGUACAAGGCACCAACAGAUUUCGGCUUUGCAGUCAAGCACCCGCAAAUUCAAACAAAAUCAUCCAAGUACAUCAAGUACCUUUGUGCCGAGGACAAGCAGACCUUGCAGCGCUGGGUGACAGGAUGCAGAAUUGCAAAGUAUGGCCGGAUAAUCAAAGAGAACUAUGACAACCUGAUGCGUGACAUUGUUGAAGAGGACCUGGAAACCCUGGCUCAUGCCCGUAGCUUUUCUAUCUGUUCUAUGGCCAAAACACUGGCAGCUGUGAGCCCCGACAGUGUGUCUCCGGAUCUCGCCAGCCCAUCGCAGGAGCAACAGUCCUCUGAGCGGCGAGGCAGCGCAGACUCUGGGCUGACCAUCACGGCAGGUGACCUUGGCAACUCUCCUUCUGGCCUGGUGCUGCACUCGGGUCUCCCGCGAAAGGAAUCGUCCAGCAGCAGCGGAGCGUCAUCUGACCGCACCGAUACUGCCACACCGACAGACCAGCAGAUUGCCUUUUUUGAUGCCGAUGCUCCUAUUGGGACCAUCAAGAGAAAACCAUCAAUGACACCCAAAAUCCCCUUGACCAACACAACUCGCACACUUGCUAAGCAGUCAUCGGUGGAACUUCCCGACAGUUCUGGAAUUUAUGACACUGUAGGAAGGAAGAGUGGCGCUCAUCUCAGCGGCAGUCUUGGGAGAACAUCAGGAGGACGAAUGAGCCUGCGCCGGUCACAGACUGAUGAGCGCAUUUCCACCUCUGCCUUGGGCACCCUGUCAAGAAAUCGCCAGGGCAGUCUACCCCGUUCCAGUAAUGCUCGUCGAACUUCUCCACCUUUGUCACCAGGCCCAACAUUGCGUUCCCCUCCCCUGCAUAGCCCUGAGAAGGAGUUGCAGCAGCACUUUGUUCCGCUUUUUUCAUCGCAACCAGCAGUCGAGUCGGAUGAGGGGACCUCACCCGCUCAGCUGUCAGCUCAAGUUCCCGGUACAGUGAAUGCACCCUCUCCUCCAAAUGAUUUCACAGGCAGCACACUGAGCCUUGAUUCAUUCCCACCACCACCACCACCUUUGCAGCUUGGUGAUGUUCUUAGCUGGCCAAGCACUUCCAGCUUGAACUCACUGCCACCGCCCCCCUCUGAAUUGGCAACACCUACAAAUAGCCCGCCCCCUGGUAGCACACAAACAACACCAACAAACAGCCCUCCAGCUGUUCCCCCAAAGCCAAGGUCACCACGGUCCCCUCCAGGUACAAACCUGUCGGUGUUGUGCCGUCCAUCGGACAGCACUUGUAUUAUCUACGCAGAUCCACAACUCAUUGCCAAUGGCUAUGAAAUGCUGCGUAAGAGACCCAGUGAAGACAUUAGUGGCAGCAGCUGUGAGCAGGCUGCCAUGCCUAAAAGCACACAUUCUGUGGGUGGAGCAAAUGCUACCAGUCACUUGCCUUCUUCGAGCAGACAGCUUUGCAGCUGCAGUGAAUAUGAAGUUGUGGAGAAAAGAGCGCUGCAGAAAGUGGUGGCAGCACCGCCGCCGCCACCGCCGCCGCCGCCGCCGCCGCCGCCACCACCUCCACCACCACCACCGAUGCAGCCACUUAUGCGAAAGAAGCCAGCGCCACCUAAACGCAGUGAAAGCACGCGGCUGUCAUCUCCUGCACGGCGAUCAUUCUCAUCACCGGCUGGUCCGGGCCAGAUCGCUUGCCCACCAGAUGUGUUCUUGCGGGACUUGCAGCGUGUAAUGGAGAAAAAAUGGAAAGUGGCCCAGCAGCUGUCGUCUGAGCCGACUGCGACUCCACACGAGAUUCUCGGUUUCCGCGACCCCUGCUGCCUCCCGCCACCGGAUGGCAGUGCUGAUGAUGUGUCAUGUAGGCGCAAAAUUCCACCACCACCGCCACCAAAGCGAAGUGAUGCGACACAGCUGUCUAGAAAAGUCUGCUAGGCUUGGUGACGAGAGCUGAGCACUUGGGGUCACGUAAACGCUCGCCUGGCCGUCUCUCCUGUUAGAGCUGACACUGGUUGCACGUGACUUGCUUUCAACUCUGCAACACACCCUCAUGUCAACGAGUUGUGAGGAGUGCCUCUCUUACGUGGUCUGACUAGGUGUGCUGGGCAUGGCAGCAGGCACUGCACUUGAGCACGAGUGCCAUGUCGCAGCUCGUCGCACGAAAGGCCGUGGUCAUAAUAACAGAGCUUGCUGUACCUUGUGGCCUGCACAUGGUGGUGGGUGGUGCAGACUGGGCACUCGUCUAAAGCUGGCUUUGGCGGGACUGUUUAUUGUGCUAGCUGCACCAGUGCUGAGAGCUGUGCUUGAUUUUCCCUUUUGUGGUUGAAAAGUGAAAUUUGGUGUUGUGCGCGCACAGCAGUCUUUCUGUUUUUCAUCAAUACUGAAUGUGUUUAGGACCUGGAAGGCUGUAGAAAUAGCCAUGAUAGUGUGACCCUUUGCCAGCUUGGAAAUGCACAUAAAGGAAAGCACAGAUGCAGAAAGAUGAUUGUAGACUCUUCCCAUUAUCAGGUGUCCAAUCAAGCAUCUGCAGCUUUUAGUUUUAAUGUUCUUUUUUAAUUAAUAAUGAUUACUCAGUGCACAGUCAACACUUUGAAAUUAAUUUUUAGCUUCAUUUCCAAUAGUACAUGUCUUAACAUUGAACCGUAAAUUAGUGUGAAGGAUAGUUGUGAGAUCAAGCCUUUGCAUCUUAACACAGCAUCCAGAGGGGCUCACCAAAAGGCUCCCCUGCAUUAAAUUUUUUUUCAGGUUUUGCUGUGGGGAGUGACAAAUGAAAAUUGAAUUUUGCAUUUGCCAUGGAGUGGUCUUUUGGCCAACUGAUUUUGCAUCUAUAUGAGAUAUGAGUCUGAUAAGGGAAGCCCAAGGAAACUUAUCCAGAUUAAUUUGUAAUGGUCUUGUCAUGUGUGAAAGAAAUACGUGGGGAGUCCUCUUUGUGGUUCUGCAACCAGCAUGAUCAAAGAUUGGCCAUAAACGGUCACGCAUGAAGAAGCCUUUUCCGAGGGAUGUGUGCAAGUAAUUCAGUAUGCUGGCCAUGUCACGUAGUGCGCAAGCACAUGGUCAAAGAUGCUGCUGCUGGUUCUCCACGUCAGCUCUAGGGAUACAGUUAACUUUUAUGAUGCAACACUUUCAGUUAAAUCAGAUGCGUGCCUGUUUUAUCAGCUUAUGUUGUGGCUUACACUCUUGGCAAUGUGUUUCUGAGGUGCCAUGUUCUCUACAUUGUUUUUUUUUUACUUUGUUAUUACUCGGUGAGAGCUGAAUUGCCAAAAGAAAGGAACAUGAGCAUUUUGUGUGUGUGCCAUGUAUGUCUGUUUUUACAUUUUUCUACGUAAGCGUAGGCCUUAACUAGCUGUAGCGUCUUUUUCUUCAGACUUGCCGACCUGGUGACCAAAUAUCUACUGCCAUACGCAAAACGACGCAUGUAGCUUGCAAAAGUCGCUGUGCUUCUAAUACCUUCCAAUGUGUGCUUUGCCAUAAGGGUUGGAAAAAGUUCUUUGCAGUGCAAACUAGUCCUACGAUGCUUUCAUUAUUUGUAUCACUGUGUGCAUUGUGACCUACAAUAUCCAGAUGACUAAUGUGCAUAUCAGUAUGGCCAACAGUAGCCUGAUGCCAAGACGUCUGCACUGUGUUGAGUGCUCCAAUUGUGGAAGACGGUAGGAAUGUCGGCAAGCCAACACAGUGGUGUUUUUGUUGCCGCACUAGAAGAUCCCAAUACUGAGCUGUCCCUACAUUUGCAUUUUUCAAGACUGGUUCCACUGGUCCAAAUGUUGGUCAUCCCCCCAUUCCUCGCCAGACAUGAAAUGAGGAGUGGUGGAACAAGAAAUCUGGCAGGGUGAACAUGAGUUGGGUUUGCACAUAGCACAUCACUAUACAUUUGCAUGGAAUUGUCUAGAGGAUUUUACAACUGUUUGAUAUAGACAGUAAUAGCAUAUCUGAGUUUGAUAUAAUCAGGAUCACCUUUAUCACCAAAGUACUGAAACAGUUUACGGGAAUAGCAGUAGUUGCAUCAGAUCAAAGCAGGCAUACUGUGCCUUCCACAAUUUUUUUAUAUGCUGCCUUUAUAAUCACUAUGAAGCACUACUCUGCCAUUGGUCUGUUAUUUUGGGUGUAUGUGCAUUUUUAUUUCGUUUCUUGCUAGCCCCGCAUCAAGUGUCAGAUUAUGCACUGAAUUAAGUUGGCACCUGUUCCAUAGAAAGAACAGUGCGUCGAUAAACAUCAGGUUAUGAUAAACCUUCUAUAUUGAGGAACCUGUAAAUGGGCCUGAAUGACAACAGCAUAGAAGGUUUGCACCAGUGUUCAAAAUGCACAUUACUUCCAAUGCAACCUAAAGUUCAGGGAAAGCUAUGUGUGCCACUACUGAUGACGGUAUGGAAAGACUCAUAUCUUGCUGUCGCUGUGUUCCCGUCAGACAAAGAAACAGCAGGUGAUGUGAGAGCAGGUACCAUUCCAUCUAAUGCUGAUUAAAUUAAACGCUCACAACUUUUCAACAAAGCUCCAAAAAAUAGGCUCAGAAAUGGUGUAGAUCUCGCUCGUUGCCUGCAUUUGCUCUAGUGGUUCUUUCGUGUUUUUGAUAGGGCCAUCAGGAUAACUGGGAAAAACACUGGCAACUUUGGAAAAGCACUGACUCACAGUUGAGAAGAAGAGCCAGGAAAUUAGCCGUAAAUACAUGUUAACAGUGUGGACAUCAGCAGAGGAAAUGAUGUUAAACAUAAAGUUAGAGAUGGGAAACAGCAUACCGGAUGAUUGCAAUGGAGGUAGUCUAUGAAACUAUAUCCGACAGCGAGGAAUGAGAUCAAGAAGAAAAUUGUAGGAUAAUUCGAGGAGCAGUGCGCUACACUUUGAAGACUUAUCAUGGUGUGUAAGAAUGUGAGGUCGUACAAGAAAAUGUUCUGAUGCGAAUAGCACAAAACUAUUGAGCAUGUUUGGCUAGCUAUGUUGAAUCCAUCCGGAGGUAAUUGAGGAGAUAAUUAGCCUGCUGAUGUCCUUGGGUUUUAAAGAUUGUUGGGGGAAGGGCAAUAGACCUGUUGUUGAGAAUAGCAAAAGGGGCAGCCAGAGUUAUUGAUGCGGCAAAGGCAGGGAAUCACGGAAUGGAAGAACACAACUUAGGGGUUAACAUAAAAAAUUUAACCUGAAUGGCCACUGAAACACUUUUUUUAGCACAAUAACAUCCCAAUCUAGGCAAUUCUGCUUUGAAUGUGCAACUGAAAUACUAUUCCACAGCAUGCAUCAGCGAACUUACCAUGUAAAAUUUCUCGCUCCUUUCUGAAGCUUCAGAGCCCUAACGUUUGUUUUUCCCCUAUGUGAAAUGAGCAGUGAAACUACAGCAGGCGCGACACCCUUAUACACCAGCCAUUUAAGCAAUCGUUUAUGACGUCAACAAAAGUUCCUGUGUGUGUGCUUUCACAUCUAGGAAGAGGGCACCCUGUCACUCCUCUCUGGGGUGGUAGUAGUACGUAGGUGACCCGCAUAGGAGCACUGCAGAAAGAGAGAAAGUGCCACGCAAGUAGUUCCUAUACACUAGAAGGGGACUGGGGAAGCAAACGUUUUGCUCUCCAGAUCUCUUCAUAUUAGCUCCCCUUUAAAAAUGUCUUUAGGAAUAUAGUCCUUAUGUGGCAAAUCCAUUCUCCGGAAGCCUGCAAAGUGGAUAAAAUUUCAUUAAAGGAAAUAUUGUCAUCCACCUGCCUCAUAGCAGGAAGCUAGAGUAUGGGUUUCUCAGAAAAAGCUUCGCAGUUGAAGAAAAACUUGUCCUGGUCCAGGACUCGAACCCAUAAGUCUCGGGUUCAAGUGCCAGAUCAGGACGAAGCUUGCCUUCUGAGAAACCUGGACGGGUUUCCUUUGCAGCUUCAUGCUACAAGUUGGGUGAAUGACACUUUUUCCUUUUGUAAUCCUUAUUAUACAGUACACCCAUUCCAGCCUCUUGUUCAGGCUCAGGAAAAUAUGUUUCAGGGCCUCCUUAAGGACUGAAGAUAAAUGCAGCAGGAGGCUAAAACUUCCAAGCUUGAUAGCACAACUCCUUCCGAGCUCCUUUUGGCUGGAGGCACUUGCUAUACUGAAAGCAUAAGGGCUGUUAGCUCUAUCGAUGCCAUCAGCACCGAUGAAUUGUAAAGCAGAAAAGAUGUUUACAGGUGCAAUGUUGGUCCAGGUGGCAAUGGUGCACAAAACUUGUGCGUCGACUGGAAGCAAUUUUUAUGGUUAACUUUUCAAUGGAAAAUGCUUUCACACAUUGGAAUCGCAAGAUGUGACCUAUGUGCAUUGCAGCUGCCACCCUUGCAGUGCUUUUCUGCGUUCAGAUGCUUGGCCUUUGCUUGCCUCAUGGAUAGACAUGAGAUUUGUCAACCUGUGUGAUUUUUUAAGCUGCAGUGCAUGUUCUGUGCAAAUUGUAGAACUUGGAAUGCUUUAAGGGACAGCCUCUGUUUUCUUCCAUGUCACUUUUCUCAAAUGUCAUGGUGUACCAAUGGAAUGCACUUUAAGGUAGCCUGUAUAGAAGCUGUAUAAAGUGUUCAUUUGUAAUCCCCUUGGUGCUGCACAUUCUCCCUCUCGGUGGUCAUGUAUCCUCACUCUAAUAAGAAAUAGCCAGAUAAAAAGACAGCAGUGCACUCUCAUCCAAAGGGAAACAAAGCCCAGUCAUGUAGGGUUGCACUGUGAACUCAUGGUCUUCUGGUGGGAGGCCUUUCCUUUUCAGAGCAUGUACUCCCUUGUUCUCAAGAUAUGACGUUUUUAUCUCUUGUUGGUUGUUGCCAAGAUUUUUGAGGCUGUUCACCUCUCGGGCUCAACGUGAGUGAAUCACUGAGAAAUGCAAUGCCUUUCCUAUGCUGCCAUAAAGGCUUCCACCACAUUUCUUGUGGCUUACUAGUUUUUGUUGUCGAAUGAUCUUUUAAGAGCUCGCAUGUGAAUAUGCAAGUGUGCCAUGCUGUUUGUACCAAGGCCUCUUCAGUUGAACAUAUAGGCUCAGCAGGAUACAGCUACCACUGACACUUCACAACACGAUGCCUUAUUUAAAUUUUUGACAUUAUUACCAGAUUCUUCCUAGAAUUUGAUAGGCAAAUGCUAUAACAAUUGUCGAGACAUACAUACCAUAUUUGCAUGGACAUAUAACUCAAGCUGUUUGUUGUAGCUCUAGCGAAUUCCUCUUUUGUUUAGAGCUGUUGUUCAUAUUAUAAAAAAUAUUUUCUUUCCACUUUUGUGCUUCAAGAUGCAGCAGUUUUCCAAAGUUGUUCAUUGUGGUUUGUGCUAAACGUUAGCCCAUGUUGUACCUGUUUGCAUGCGUCACUGUAACAGGCAGGGUAUGCAAAAAUGUGUCCAAGUGCAGUUAUGGUUGCAUAACACACAAUGAGGUUUCGUGACAAUCGUAAUAGUACUUGUUAUUUUCUAAGUUGACACUUUGCCCCCUUGUUAUUUUCUGGUUGUGUUAUAUUCAUGCAAACAUGGUAUGUGACAUUCACAAUAAUCGCCUGCAAAGCAUGGUAUAUUGUGUAUUGUAACACACAGUUUUGAUUCAUUGAGUUGUGAAAUGAAUGAGAACACUGAAGGAGCAUACAUCAGUGGCUAUGCCAACACAAAGUGAGAUCCUGAGGGUAAACUUGCUCACUGCUCUCGUACGGAAGGACAUACUUAAUUCCAUAGCUUUGUGUGGCUGGUUCAUGGUGGCAAAAUGGAAUGACCUGCAGUGACCAACCUAAACUUUAACAAAUCUUACAUUCCCCCAAUCAAUUAGUCAUUGAAAUGCCAAUUUCCACAAGAAGCACUUGAAGAACAUGCAAGCUCACCUGGCAUCCUGGUUGUGCUUGCUUCAGAUUAACAGGUGAGCACAGGCUAGACCUGGCAGCCGGUCACCGAUGGCCUUGUGGAUUCUGUAAAUUGUGUGCUGGACAGCUGUGUACACAUGGCAAUCUAUUUAAGGAUGUGUAAUAAAGAAGUUUGUCAUCUUUUAAACCCCUGCUGCUUAGGAAGUGAAACAGCACAAGUAUCGGGUUGAAGAACUCUGUCCUCCUCUCUCUCUUUUGUAGCUGUUCAAAAUGUUUGCUAUUUUUAUAGUUUUGUACUGGUUGCAGUCAAGUUAUUUGUUAAAAAAAUUCUUCCAUUGAAAAUUGGUGACAAGUUGUGGGGUGUACGUUGCAGUGUCUACAAAAUUUUCAGCUUUUUUUAUUAUUUCAUCUGUGCCUGGACAUGCUUUUGCACACGGUACUCUGAUGUACGGGACAUUGCACCAUGUGUGUCACUUCUCACCUAAUAGGAACGGCAUUGCAUAUGCUGGUGCAUUGUCUAAUGGCUCUGUUGAGCUUGUGUAAAUGUCUGAAUAAUAAAGCCAGUGGUGCGUUAUGUUCA
Molecule: messenger RNA, 10105 nt
Organism: Dermacentor andersoni
Lineage: Eukaryota; Metazoa; Arthropoda; Arachnida; Ixodida; Ixodidae
Biological process (GO): signal transduction
Source: RefSeq, a predicted model, not a curated record